This is a messenger RNA of Diospyros lotus (date-plum), 6307 nucleotides long. Its product is annotated as eukaryotic translation initiation factor 4G-like. The coding region runs from base 416 to 6058 and encodes 1880 amino acids. Gene Ontology annotation, molecular function: translation initiation factor activity; mRNA binding; protein binding. NCBI's taxonomy places the organism in Eukaryota, Viridiplantae, Streptophyta, Magnoliopsida, Ericales, Ebenaceae. The transcript has 10 exons. Gene Ontology annotation, cellular component: eukaryotic translation initiation factor 4F complex. The record is from RefSeq and is a predicted model, not a curated record.
CCCAAAUAUUUUCUAAGUUACCAAAACGUUAUUGAAUAGGGUUUUUCCUGAGGAGUUUGAAUCCAAAUCCUUCUCUGCUUCUUCAGAUGAUUCCCUUUAUAUCUCUGAGGACCAAUUCAACGCUGUAAUUACUUCCUUCUGCUCCCUUCACGAUUUCCCCCGAACGUGACUUUUGGUGAAGCUACUGUGCUCGGAGCCUCCGUUGCAGCGGCGGCGCGUGUGUGUGACAGCGCGUGGCGAUAUAAAGCUGAGAGAGAGAGAAAGAGAGAGGCGACAGUGAGAGAGACGCUUUAUAGAGAGAGAGAGAGAGAGAGAGAAGAGAGCGAAUAGUUCGUCGACGCGCCGACCCGUUCGAUUCCAAUCUCCUGAAAAACCUACCCUUUUGACCACCUCGCAGGGAAGAUAAUUUGGAUAUAUGUCCCUCAAUCAAUCAAGGGCUGAGAGGAGCGAUUCAUCACAGUACAGACCAUCGGGCCGAUCAGGGAGCUCCGCCCAGCCGAGGAACCUCUCAAGCGGUAGCCGGAAGGGCGGCGGCACCGCCCCUCCACCAUCUUCGUCUUCUGUCAAUUCGACUUUGACGUCGAAUCGAAGUGUUAGCCUUAAGAAGUCUAACAAUGCACAAGGAGGGCAAUCUAGGGUGGGUGCUGUAAGUGGCAAUUUAGAUGCUCAUAAUGCUUCUGCUGCUCGGACUCUACAAAAUGGUUCUCAACUGCAACCACCAGUACAAGCAGCUGAUGCUCCAGAACCUGCCAAACCAACAACUGACACAGCUACUCAAAGAAGUACCCAACCUAUUCCAAAUGUUCCAUCUUCUCAGACUGCAGCUAACACUUCUGAUACCACUCCUGCAACCCCUGCAAAGGGAGAUGCAUCUAGGCCGUUUGCUCUUCAAUUUGGGUCCAUAAGUCCUGGUCUCGUGCAGAUACCUGCUAGAACUAACUCAGCACCACCAAAUUUGGAUGAGCAGAAACGUGACCAGGCACGUCAUAGUUCUUCAAGAGCAGUGUCAACAUUCCCAGUUCCAGCUGCUCCUAAACAUCAAAUGCCAAGGAGGGAUGGAGGUGCUGGGGAGCAAUCUGGGUCUGGUGAGGCCCAUCAAAUUUCCAAGCCCAGAAGAGAUGUUCAAGUUUCAGCUGCACCCCCUGUAACCCAAACUCAGAAGGGUCCAUUUCUUUCUAUGCCUGGUGUUUCCAUGCCAAUGCCGUUUCACCAGCCACAGAUCCCUGUUCAAUUUGGUGGCCCCAAUCCGCAGAUUCAGUCUCAGGGUGUGACAGCUGCUUCAAUGCCAGUGCCAAUGCCAGUACCAUUGCCCAUGAGAAAUCCUCCUCCACUGCAGCAGCAAGUAUUUGUUCCAGCUCUGCCGCCCCAUCCGAUGCAGCCUCAGGGCAUGAUGCAUCAAAAUCAGGGCUUGAAUUUCACACCUCAAAUGGGUCCUCAGCUGCCUUCUCAGUUGGGCAAUUUGGGAAUUAGCAUGAGCUCCCAAUUUACACAACAGCAGACGGGAAAACUAGGUCCCUCUCGUAAACCUGUCAAAAUUACUCACCCAGAUACGCAUGAAGAGUUGAGGCUUGAUAGGCGAGCUGAUACAUUUGUGGAUAGUGGAUCAUCGGGCCCAAGAACACAUCCUAAUGUGCCACAGUCUCAGUCUAGUACAUCUGUUCCACCUCAUCAUCCUGUCAGUUAUUACCCUAAUUCCCUCUAUUUUACUAGGCCAAGUUCUGUUCCCCUAACUAGUAGUCAGAUUCAUCCCAGUCCUCAGGUGCCAAGAUUUAGCUAUGCUGUUAGCCAGGGCCCUCAAUCUGUAUCAUUCAUGAACCCAUCUGGUCACAUCUCCUAUUCCAAUAAAAGUAGUGCUCCAGUGCAUAACAGUGCUGAACAGUCAAGUUUAGAGCGUUCUCUUGAUGUUCACAGUGCAAUAUCUUCUGUAACCUCUGCGUCUGUGCAGGUGACAAUCAAACCAGCUGCUGGGUCACAUGUUGACAAGAUUGCUGAAUCAUCACAUGGAAUUAGCUCACACUCUGUUGAAAAGGGUGAAUCACCUAAGUUCCUCCAGAAGCAUGGGGAGACUAUUUCAGUUCAUCUCCAAAAGGAUUUGGAUAAUUCUGUAGAAAGUGCACAUCAGCCAGACCCUGAUUCCAAACAGACCUCAUCUGUGUUGCCUGUGUCAAAUAAACAAACUAGUGCAGCAACUCCGUCUGCUGAGGUGCACACUGUGACUGAUUCAUUGGCAUCUUCCCCUCCUGUUUCUCUUGAGAACUCCACAUCAGUGACCCAAAGUUCUGAAGGCAGAAGAAGAGAAACAUUUGGUAGGUCUGACUCCGUUAAUUAUCAAGAGAAGAAGCAGAUCAAGGAAGAACAUUCUCAACCUCAGGAGCAGGUUUCUGGAGGAGUUACCUCUAUUUCUAGGUUGCCUUCUCAGUCCGUGGAAUCAUCUGCUGCUUAUAACAGUGUAACUACCAUGCCCAUAGAUGCUAUGACAACCACUGCAUUGUCAAGCACCAGUGGGGACAUUGUGGAAUCUACCGGGGAAUCAUUGACUGGCCACAGUGCUGCCACUCCUGAUGCUGAUAGUGAUAGGAAAGGCUCCAUAUGUGAGUUCAAAACAGUUGGCACUGUAGUAACUGUUGACACCAAUUCUGAUCACCAUCCUAGGAAAAAUGACCCUUCUCAGCAGGACGAGUGUCUAAAAUCUGAAAUCAUGGGAACAAAUGAACAAGAACUUAUGUUGACUGAAGGGUGCAAGCAUGAGAAGAAUAGUUCUGAGAUAUAUUCAGUAUCUGUUUCUUUAAAAUCCUUGGAAACGGUUAAUCAUAUGGAAGGAGAAUCUAUUGUGAACAUAGCAUCUAACUCCAAUGAGGUUGGACCCCCGGAAAUUGCACAGAAGACUUUGGAAGAGCCCGUGGAUUGUUGCAGAAAAGAUGAUUUGAUGGCUGAUAAGUUGGAUAUAUCAACUCCCUUGGUGCCAGAUGCUACAAAUCUCAAAUUUUCCUCCUCAAGCACCAAUUUAUCAACUAGUCCAGAUAUAAAGCCUUCUGCAUCAGAUCAGUCUCUCUAUGGAAGUGAUAACUUUGGCAGUAGAGAAGGUGUUUCAAUGCCGCCCUUGAAACAUGAAGGGAAAGGUAGUGAGGACAUACAUACUGAUUUUGUUUCUCUUCCAUCAGCAGGUUCAAAGGAUAAACCUGUGCCAGAACUCAGUAGUUCAAAGAGUAAUGGGAGCCGAGGGAAGAAGAAAUGGAAGGAGACUCUACAAAAAGCAGAUGCUGCCGGAACAACUUCUGAUCUCUAUAUGGCAUAUAAGGCUUCAGAGGGAAAGAAAGAAAUUGUUGCCUCUUCAGAAGUCAUGGCCAGUGCAUCUAGCAUUAACUCUAAGCAGGUGCAAUCUGAUCCACAGGUUGAUGUUGCAUUGAGUGAAAAAUGUGGUCUGGGUAAAGCUGAGCCAGAUGAUUGGGAAGAUGCUGCUGACAUGUCAACUUCAAAAUUGGAAACUGUAGAUGAUGAAAAGCAGGUUCAUGUAGAAUUGGAGCAUUAUGAAGUAGAUCAAAAUGGAGCAACAGCAAAGAAAUAUUCUAGAGAUUUCCUACUGAAAUUCUCUUCUCAGUGUACUGAUCUUCCAGAGGGUUUUGAAAUUGCAUCUGAUAUAGCAGAGGCCUUGGUGGGUUCUAAUGUAAAUGCUUCUCGUGAAUCAUUCCCUAGUCCUGGAAGAAUUAUUGAUCGGCAAUCUGGUGGAUCUCGACCAGACCGUCGUGGGAUUGGCAUGGGUGAGGAUGACAAAUGGAGUAAAUCAUCUGGCCCUAUUGUAUCAGGACGGGAUCCACGAAUUGAAGGUUUUGGGGGUAAUUUCCGACCUGGCCAAGGUGGCAACUAUGGUGUCUUAAGGAACCCACGUGCACAAGCACCUGCUCCGUAUGCUGGGGGGAUACUAUCUGGGCCAAUGCAUUCCCUGAGUACUCAGGGAGGUAUGCAACGGAAUAGCCUUGAUUCAGAUCGAUGGCAACGAGCUAGUGGUUUUCAGAAAGGUUUGAUUCCUUCCCCUCAAACUCCAUUACAGGUAAUGCACAGAGCUGAGAAGAAGUAUGAAGUGGGUAAAGUAUCAGAUGAAGAAGAGGCCAAGCAGAGGCAGUUGAAAGGCAUUCUUAAUAAACUCACGCCACAAAACUUUGAAAAGCUUUUUGAGCAAGUUAAAGCAGUUAACAUUGACAAUGUUGUUACCCUCACUGGGGUGAUUUCACAGAUAUUUGAUAAAGCUCUGAUGGAGCCUACCUUCUGUGAAAUGUAUGCAAACUUCUGUUAUCAGCUUGCUGGUGUGUUACCUGAUUUUAGUGAGAACAAUGAAAAGGUCACUUUUAAGAGGUUGCUUCUGAACAAGUGCCAAGAGGAAUUUGAAAGAGGUGAACGAGAGCAAGAAGAGGCUGAUAGAGCUGAUCAGGAAGGUGAGGUUAAGCAGUCAGAGGAGGAAAGAGAGGAGAAAAGAAUCCGGGCAAGGAGACGAAUGUUGGGAAAUAUUAGGCUCAUUGGGGAACUGUACAAGAAGAAGAUGUUAACUGAGAGAAUAAUGCAUGAAUGCAUAAAAAAGUUGUUGGGUCAGUAUCAAAAUCCUGAUGAGGAAGACAUUGAAGCUUUGUGCAAAUUAAUGAGUACCAUUGGAGAGAUUAUAGACCAUCCCAAAGCCAAGGAACACAUGGAUUUUUAUUUUGAUAUGAUGGCAAAAUUGUCAAACAACAUGAGGCUGUCUUCUAGGGUAAGGUUCAUGUUGAAGGAUUCAAUUGAUUUAAGAAAGAACAGUUGGCAGCAGAGAAGGAAAGUCGAAGGGCCAAAAAAGAUAGAGGAAGUGCACAGGGAUGCUGCCCAAGAACGGCACAUGCAAGCUGGUAGGUUGGCACGGGGCCCAGGCAUCAACUCAUCAGGUAGAAACCGUCAACCAGUGGAUUUUGCUCCUAGAGGGUCAAGUACGAUAUCUUCUUCAAAUGCGCAGGUUGGUAGUUUCCGUGGAUUAGCCACACAACUUCGUGGCUUUGGAACUCAGGAUUUCCGGACAGAGGAUAGACAUUCUUUUGAGAAUAGGACUCUCUCUGUGCCAUUGCCUCAAAGACCCAUCAAUGAAGAUUCUAUCACACUUGGUCCCCAAGGUGGUCUUGCAAGGGGAAUGUCCAUUAGAGGACAACCAUCAACACCGAACAUUCCUUUAACUGAUGUACCAAGUCCUGCAGAUGCCAGAAGAACAACGACAGGUCUGAAUGGUUAUAGUUCUGGAUCAGAACGGACAGCUUAUGGAAGAGAGGAUCCUGUUCCAAGAUUCAUCCCUGAUCGGUUUGUUGGUUCUUCUUCUGAGCAGUCUAGUGUGCAAGAUCGACAUUUUAACCAUGGGAACAGGGAUCCAAGGAAUGGAGAUCGCCUAGUUGAUAAGCCUCUACCUAUUCCACCAACUGUACAUGGUCAAGGACCAAAUGUAACACAAAAUGCUUCUCCAGAUAAGGUGUGGUCAGAGGAUCGCUUGCGAGACAUGUCAAUAGAAGCAAUUAAAGAAUUCUACAGUGCCAAAGAUGAGAAGGAAGUUGCACUUUGUGUGAAAGAUUUAAACGCUCCCAGCUUUUAUUCAGCAAUGGUAUCUAUCUGGGUCAUUGAUUCUUUCGAGAGGAAAGACAAGGACAGGGAUCUUUUAGCCAAGUUACUGGUCAACCUCUCAGAAUCUCGGGAUGGCAUGUUAAACCAAGAUCAUCUCAUGAAGGGGUUUGAAUUUGUUCUCAAUACUCUAGAAGAUGCAGUAAACGAUGCCCCAAGAGCAGGAGAAUUCCUUGGUCGUAUCCUCGCCAAAGUCAUAUUAGAAAAUGUGAUUCCAUUUCCAGAGAUUGGGCAACUGAUCUAUGAAGGUGGGGAGGAGCAAGGGCGACUUGUUGAGAUAGGGCUGGCGGCUGAAGUUGUUGGAACCAUCCUGGAGACGAUCAAAUCAGAUAAAGGAGAAUCAGCAGUGAGUGAGAUACGCACAAGCUCCAGUUUGAAGCUAGAGAAAUUCCGGCCUCCUGAUGCUAAGAAAUCAUGGAGGUUGGACAAGUUUAUUUAGAGGACAGUAAAGUGAUGCUCAAUAGAAUGCCUGGUUAGUGGGAGAAACCCUUGCCUAGCUAGUACUAGGGCAUGCAUGCUGCUGCUGCUUCCAUCUUAAUUUCUUUGAAUUUCAUCAUCAUGGGCUGGGGGGUGGUAUAUGUGUGUUACUGCAUCAUUGCAUUGGCAUGGGUUUGGCCUUCAUGUCUAAAUAUUUUUUCUAUUCAACUGCAAGCGAGAGGCUAAUUUGAGCAUCCGUAUCUUAAUUUCA